This is a messenger RNA of Amphimedon queenslandica, 998 nucleotides long. Its product is annotated as protein BMH1-like. The record is from RefSeq and is a predicted model, not a curated record. Bases 122 to 850 code for a protein of 242 amino acids. Lineage: Eukaryota; Metazoa; Porifera; Demospongiae; Haplosclerida; Niphatidae. The transcript is spliced from 5 exons.
AGUGCGGUUAUUCAUUCAUUCAUUGCUCAUCAUCAAAGCUCAAUAGUCCCCCUACUAGUCCCCCUAGUCCCUUUGGAGUUCGUAAAGAUUGUAGAAGCACUACUUUCAAGAAGAAGAAGCAAUGGAAGAAUCACCAGAAGUUUUUGAAGCAAAGCUUGCAGAGCAAACAGAGAGAUAUAAUGACAUGGUCGAUGUAAUGAAAAAAGUCGUCAAGUCCAAAGGAAAAGCUCCGCUUACCACAGAAGAGCGAAAUCUUCUCUCCGUGGCUUACAAGAACGUUAUUGGGGCCAGGAGGGCUUCUUGGCGCAUCAUUUCCAGUCUAGAGCAAAAGGAUCCCUCAAAAGAAAUAAUUGCAGAUUAUAGGAAGAAGAUUGAAAAAGAGCUGGAUGAGAUCGUGAAAGAUGUCACUGAAUUGCUAGAUGAUUUGAUUGCUGUAGCCGAUGAUAACGAGUCUAAGGUCUUUUAUCACAAAAUGAGCGGAGACUAUCAUCGUUAUGCUGCUGAAUAUUCUACUGGUGAUGCAAAAGAUAAUGCAUCUCGAAAAAGCCAAGAAGCCUAUGAGAAGGCUACAGAAGUAGCUAAAGAAAACCUUAGUACAACUCAUCCGAUUCGUCUUGGUCUUGCUCUUAAUUACUCAGUUUUCCACUAUGAGAUUAAAAAUGACCCAGAAAGAGCUUGUAAAACUGCUAAAGAGGCAUUUGAUAGUGCCAUUACUGAUUUAGAUAACCUUGAGGAAGACUCAUACAAGGACAGCACUUUGAUUAUGCAGCUUCUUAGAGACAACCUGACUCUUUGGACUUCUGAGACUGAUCAACAAGACAAAAAUGACGACAAUGAGGAUCAGAACUAAGCUAGCGAGCUGAUUUCUAAAAACUCUUUGUCGCAUUUGAUGUGCCAGCUCACCUAUUGACACCUUUUUACAUAUUAGCAUUAAUAUUACACUGUGUCUGUGUGUGUGUGGAUUCUUGACCCUACUUCUUAUUAGUGAUGAUAAUAAU